Molecule: messenger RNA, 1967 nt
Organism: Pan troglodytes (chimpanzee)
Lineage: Eukaryota; Metazoa; Chordata; Mammalia; Primates; Hominidae
Gene: TIMM17A
Product: translocase of inner mitochondrial membrane 17A
Exons: 6
Coding region: 656-1171 (171 amino acids)
Biological process (GO): protein import into mitochondrial matrix
Cellular component (GO): TIM23 mitochondrial import inner membrane translocase complex
Molecular function (GO): transmembrane protein transporter activity
Source: RefSeq, a predicted model, not a curated record
GAGGUCAGGAGUUCGAGUCCAGCCUGAUCAACAUGGCGAAACCCCGUCUCUACUAAAAAAACAUAAAAAUUAGCCGGACCUGGUGGCGCCCGCCUGUAGUCCCAGCUACUCAGGAGGCUAAGGAAGGAGAAUCGCUUGAACUCGGGAGGCGGAGGUUGCAGUGAGCCGAGAUCUCGCCGCUGCACUCCAGCCUGGGCGACAGAGCCAGACUCCGUCUCAAAAAAAAAAAGAAGAAAAGAAAAAGAAAGAAAGAAAAAGGAAGGAAGGAAGGAGAGAAGAAAAGGAAAGGGGGAAGGGAAGGAGGAAGGGAAGGAGGAAGGGAAGGAAAAGAAAGAAGCGUAUUUAGGCAGUAUCGCGUUGAUUUCAGUCCACGGAACCUCUGGUAACCGGGUAGCGUGACUCCGUCAUUGGUAGCCCCCCGCCCACACAGCCGGGACUCGCGGCCUUUGAGGACGUGGGCAGGGCCAGUCUCGCCACGCCGCGGCCAAUGCCCCAACCACACGCUGGCCACAGGAGUCCUGGCUCCCAUUGGCUGCAGCGGGAAAUGGUGAACCAAUGCUCAUAGACCUUAACGCCCUCCUCUCGGGAUCACUUCCGCCUCUGGGGUCAGGCUCCGCCCAGCUUGCCCGGCAUCACUCGCGGCAUUGGAGUCAAGAUGGAGGAGUACGCGCGAGAGCCUUGCCCAUGGCGAAUUGUGGAUGACUGUGGUGGAGCCUUUACGAUGGGUACCAUUGGUGGUGGUAUCUUUCAAGCAAUCAAAGGUUUUCGCAAUUCUCCAGUGGGAGUAAACCACAGACUACGAGGGAGUUUGACAGCUAUUAAAACCAGGGCUCCACAGUUAGGAGGUAGCUUUGCAGUUUGGGGAGGGCUGUUUUCCAUGAUUGACUGUAGUAUGGUUCAAGUCAGAGGAAAGGAAGAUCCCUGGAACUCCAUCACAAGUGGUGCCUUAACGGGAGCCAUACUGGCAGCAAGAAAUGGACCAGUGGCCAUGGUUGGGUCAGCCGCAAUGGGUGGCAUUCUCCUAGCUUUAAUUGAAGGAGCUGGUAUCUUGUUGACAAGAUUUGCCUCUGCACAGUUUCCCAAUGGUCCUCAGUUUGCAGAAGACCCCUCCCAGUUGCCUCCAACUCAGUUACCUUCCUCACCUUUUGGAGACUAUCGACAAUAUCAGUAGGACUUCUUUCCUAGGAUUUCUUUAACAGAACGAGUUGUAGUUCGAGAAGGAUUUCAGAAGAUCAAGUUACAGUCUGUUUUUAAAACCAUAGGUGGGACAGCUAUGGCCAAUAGGCUAUAAAGAGACAUUUAGCACUUUUUUCUAUUUAAAGGAACAAGCGGGGAAGGGUGCUAAAAGAUAAUACGUUUAUUUAUUCACACUUGAAUUGCAUUUGUGAUCAAAAUAAAUGUUUAAAUCGCUAAAGGAAAAUACAGUAAGUGCUUGAAAGAUGAAGGACCAAAGGGCCAAAAAACAGUGAAAUAUGAUCAUCAUCUCCUUGCGGACUUCUCUGCCUGGUUUUGUGUGUUCUGUUACUCAAACAAUAAAAAGCUGGUGGAACUUACUCUUUCUUUUAAGAUAAGUUGUAGACUUCGACGUUUCAUGCUCAUGUACUUCAAAUAAUGCAUGUUUUAUAGUUAGUCCCUCAUCACUUGAAGUGACUUCUGAGAAUUAUGCAGAGUCAACAUGGAUCAUUUCACAGUGAGAUGCUUUAUGGAUUGAAGGAUAUGGUAAAAUGUUUGUAGUUUACUUUGAAAGUAAAAUAUACUAUGUCUUGGUUUUGAGGAUAUUGGAUACAAAACUCUCUUCCUUUAGGGCUACUGAGUCUUGAUUCCUGAUCAUCAGAAAUUUCACCAGAAACAACUUGCUUCCAAUAUACCCAAUUCUAUAUGAAGAAUUCAUGGAGAGUGUACUGGCACUGGAAGAGUUUAGUGUUUCUUGUAUGCUUGAAAAUAAAGUAUGUACUGUUUUGAAUGUG